AUGGCUAGUGAUGCGGUGAAAUCGACAGUAACUCAUGAAGAAUUGAUUAAAAGAAUGGAGGGUUUGAAAUUCCACGUCGAACCGGACUUUAUUUGUGUUGAUAGCACAGAAGAAUUGAUAAAUCAUCAUGAAGUAAAAGUAACGCAUCCUUCUGAUUUCCGAGUAAAUCCAACUAGUGGUAUCGUUGGUGCUAAACAAACUUUAAUGCUUAAAAUAAAACGUCUUGAAACUGCACCCCGAAGCGAUCGUUUCGAUCUUGAAGCAUUACCAUAUAUAGAAGAACUGCUAAAAAUGGAUAAAGGUACAACACGAAUACCAUUACAGUAUCGAAUACAGUGGUUUUUCAGCUUCGGAUACGUACCCACCGUAUAUUCUAUUAGAUAUAAGCAAGUUGAACCGUGGGAUGUUAUAUUUCCUGCAUUGGACGAUCCUGAUAAUCUCAAAAUUUCACCGCGUCUUUCGCAAAUUUGCAAGGAAAGUGGAAUCACAACGGAAGAGAAAGAGCAUUUAACUUUGAAUGAAUUUAUUAUAUUGGAUGCGGCAACAACUCGAAAUGAAACAGACGAGAUACCUUGA
Messenger RNA from Acanthocheilonema viteae, 576 nucleotides. The record is from the annotation of a GenBank genome assembly. NCBI's taxonomy places the organism in Eukaryota, Metazoa, Nematoda, Chromadorea, Rhabditida, Onchocercidae.